Messenger RNA from Penicillium concentricum, 7239 nucleotides. RefSeq names its product alpha-1,3-glucan synthase Ags2 (gene ags2). Gene Ontology annotation, biological process: fungal-type cell wall (1->3)-alpha-glucan biosynthetic process. The coding region runs from base 1 to 7239 and encodes 2412 amino acids. The transcript has 6 exons. Lineage: Eukaryota; Fungi; Ascomycota; Eurotiomycetes; Eurotiales; Aspergillaceae. Gene Ontology annotation, molecular function: alpha-1,3-glucan synthase activity. Gene Ontology annotation, cellular component: fungal-type cell wall. The record is from RefSeq and is a predicted model, not a curated record.
AUGAAUUGGAGAUAUACAAUCCCAGUGCUUGCUCUUCUUGCAGCUCCAGGAAUCAGUUGGCCUUACGACGAGACUCUCACUUCUUAUAACAUCAAUGAGAAUCAAACAGCAACCAACCCUUUGGACUACUGGGGAGAAUGGCCGGACCACACCUACUUUCCUUCUCCAGAAAAUUGGCGUUUUCCUGUAUAUACGCUUUUCCUUGACCGAUUUGUGAAUGGCGAUCCAACAAACGACAAUAUAAAUGGGACACUCUUUGAACAUGAUAUUAAUUCAAAUCAAAUGCGACAUGGAGGUGAUGUGGCUGGCCUGCUGGACACUUUGGACUAUUUACAAGGAAUGGGCAUCAAGGGACUCUACCUUGCAGGUUUGGUAUUGAUGAACCAGCCAUGGGGAUCUGAUGGCUACUCGGCGCUUGACACAACUUUACUCGACCAGCAUUUUGGGACAAUUCAAACAUGGAGAGCAGCUAUUACGGAGAUUCACAACCGCGGCAUGUAUGUUAUUUUUGACAACACUGUCUCAACCAUGGGAGACCUCAUUGGAUUUGAAGGGUACAUGAACACAACCACCCCAUUUUCAGUCAAAGAGCACAGGGCUUCCUGGAAAUCGAAUCGUCAAUAUGUUGACUUCCGGUAUGGCAACACUUACAACGAUACAUGUGAAUAUCCUCGCUUCUGGAAUGAGACCGGAUACCCCGUGGAUGAGUAUGUCGAUUACGAGCUACGCGGGUGCUACGAUAGUGAUUUUGAUCAAUAUGGUGAUAUCGAGGCUUUCGGAGUCUACCCUGACUGGAAACGAGAGCUCGCUAAAUUUGCUUCCGUGCAAGAUCGGUUGCGUGAAUGGGUGCCUAGCGUCAGAGAGAGACUUAUUCGUCAUUCGUGUAUGAUCAUCGCAUCUUUUGACAUUGACGGCUUUCGCUACGACAAAGCUACACAAGCCACCGUCGAUGCUCUUGGGGAUAUCUCCGGGGCGUAUCGAGACUGUGCUCGCCGCGUGGGAAAAGACAACUUUUUCCUUCCGGGUGAGAUUACAAGCGGAAACACUCUUGGCUCUAUCUUUCACGGGCGAGGACGUCAGCCCGAUAUGCAGUCCCAAUCGCUCGAGGAGGCGUUUAUGAUGACGAAUUCAUCUGAUCCAGAUUACUUUAUUCGUGACCAGAACAAGCAGGCGACCGAUGCUGCUGCAUUUCACUACUCCAUCUAUCGCUCUCUCACUCGGUUCUUGGGUAUGGAUGGUAACUUGGCUGCUGGAUACGACAUUCCAGUCAAUUGGACGGAGGCCUGGUAUCAAAUGGUCCUCACCAAUGACCUGGUCAAUGCCAACACUGGCAAAUUUGAUCCUCGCCAUAUGUAUGGAGCGACAAACCAGGAUGUGUUCCGAUGGCCAGCCGUUGAAUAUGGCAUUGAAAGGCAACUUCUGGCUCUUUUUAUCACAACACUGCACAUGCCCGGCAUUCCUAUGCUUCUAUGGGGCGAGGAACAAGCAUUCUAUAUUUUAGAUGCUUCAGCUGCUAACUAUAUCUAUGGCCGCCAAGCUAUGUCUCCUGCCACAGCUUGGAAAAAUCACGGAUGCUUCCAGUUGAAUUCAACUCAAUAUUUCCAGUGGCCUAUCAAGUCAGGACGCUUGGGAUGCCACGAUGAGACAGUGACAUAUGACCACCGUGAUCCCGCUCAUCCCAUCCGGAAUAUUAUCAAACACAUGUAUCAAAUGCGACAGGACUUUGGUGCUCUCAAUGACGGAUGGUGGAUUCAGCAACUCUCAAACCAAACCCACAACAUAUAUCUCCCGGGCUCUAACGGAGUCCCCACGGAAACUGGGAUGUGGUCUGUCUUGCGCAGUCCAUAUUACCAACUGCAGGAUCUGGGAGACAUGGGCAACCAAACGGUCUGGUUUGUAUACCAGAAUGACAAUCGAACGGUGAACUAUGAAUUCGACUGUUCUGACCCAGAUGUGGCAUUAAUUGCUCCAUUCGACAUAAACACCACGGUGAAGAAUCUGUUCUAUCCCCACGAUGAGUUGACAUUGCAAGAGGGUCCAGUCAAACUUGCUUUGAAUGGCUCCGACAAGAACAAUGGUUGUCUUAACAGUAUGAAGCUCCAACCAUACGAAUUUAGAGCCUAUAUCCCCAAAGAUAAAUUCGUCCCUCCUCGCCCUAUGAUAACGAAGUUCUUACCUGGUCACGAUGCUCCAUUGCUAUCUGCUGUCGCACUGAAUGAAAUUGAAUCAGUGGAUAUCGGUCUCUUCUUUUCCACAGAGAUGAAUUGCUCUGUGGUAACUGAGUCAAUAUCAAUCGAAUCGUCGACUGAAAGUGGAGAAUCGCCUUCUGUGGACCCUGACAGUGUCAGUUGUGGAACUAUCGACCCAGAGAGUACAUCUUGGACCGGCCAAAUCCCAUCUACCUGGUCUUGGACAGCUACUCUGACCGGUGUCUACAAUGGCGUGCACAAAUUGACGGUGAACAAUGCGACAAGUACUGACGGAAGAACAACGAACGCCAUCGACCAUUUCCUGAUCCGAGUCGGACAGUAUGAUAAUCCCAUGAUCUUUGCCGCAGCAAAUUACUCCAGCAGCUUGCUUCACGGGCGCGAUGAUGGUACUCUUUUCAUUGCACAACAUGCAGCAGGAGCAGACAAAUAUCGGUACUCCACCAACUGGGGCAGUACUUUCACUGAAUGGCUCCCAUACAAGGGAGGAAAUCACAGCAUUAAAGAACUGCCUUGGUCUGGAACGAAGAAACAGAGAUGGAAUGGGAAACAUAUUCGGGUUGAAUACUGGAGUCGCCUCACAGGGAGUAGCGACUACGUCCAAGAGGGCGACGGACCAGGCUGGAGGCCUGCUAUCAGGCGUCGCUUCCCUCAUCUAUUUUUCAAUGGUCCUUUCAAUAGGUUCGGAUAUGAUGCCGGCCUAGAUAACGUCGUUAAACAAGAUACCGACGGCCUCUGGAAAUUCCGCUUUCUAGCUGAAUGGCCUGCCCAGGGUCAGUUGAAUGUCUGGGGUAUGAAUCCCGAUCAUCAACCGGACCAAAGCUACAUCUACGGAGAUUCAGACGGAGACUCCAUACUAGACCGUCUACCACCCUCUUCGCUCAGUGUGACCACCAUAAACAUCACUCAGCAUCCACCGAACCCGCAUGUCGCUUGGAGGAUUCAACUCGAUGACUCAAAUUUGCAAUUUAAGCUUGUCCCUACAGGCUCCAAAUACGUUCAAAUGGCUCUCUUUUUCAUUCUUUGGAUUGUUCCCAUCAUUACAGCCUCAGCCUGCGCCUACGUGUUCAUAAAAACAUUCUACCGAAUCAAGUUCAACCAAAUCGGUGUUAGUGAGAAAAAGACGCUCAUUUCAAUGCAUUUCAUCAAUCAAUUCAAGACCGGUCAUGUGGAAGAUGGACAGUCCAGAAACCCCUUCAGACGCCGUACAAGCAAGUCAAAAUUUCUGCAAAGCACAUCUGCUUUUGGCAAUCGGACUACCCGCCGACGAAAGGUCCUCAUUGCAACCAUGGAAUAUGAGAUCGACGACUGGGCUAUCAAGAUAAAAAUUGGUGGCUUGGGUGUUAUGGCGCAGUUGAUGGGCAAACAGCUCGGACAUCAAGAACUUGUCUGGGUUGUUCCCUGUGUCGGUGGAGUGAAGUAUCCCGUUGAUAAACAAGCAGAUUCAAUGUUUGUCAUAAUCUUAGGGAAUUCGUACGAAAUCAAGAUUCAGUACCACCAGCUGAGGAACAUCACAUAUGUUUUGCUAGAUGCCCCCGUUUUCCGCCAGCAAUCUGCCACGGAGCCCUACCCUGCCCGAAUGGACGACCUCGACAGCGCCAUCUACUACUCUGCCUGGAACCAAUGCAUUGCACAGGCACUGAAACGCUUCCCCGUUGAUAUGUACCACGUCAAUGACUAUCACGGCUCAGUGGCUCCGUUAUAUCUUUUGCCUCAGACUAUUCCUAUUUGCUUAUCACUUCACAACGCCGAAUUUCAAGGCCUAUGGCCUAUGCGGACACAGAAAGAGAAAACCGAAGUCUGUUCUGUCUUCAACCUUAAUUUGGACGUUGUAACACGCUAUGUUCAGUUCGGCGAAAUCUUCAAUCUUCUUCAUGCCGGUGCGAGCUAUCUUCGUCUUCAUCAACAAGGCUUCGGUGCUGUUGGUGUGUCAAAAAAGUAUGGCAAGCGGUCGUAUGCUCGAUAUCCAAUUUUUUGGGGCUUAAGAAAAGUUGGACACCUACCGAAUCCCGACCCCUCCGAUACAGGCGAGUGGAAUAAAUCCUUGCCUAAGGAGAGCGAUGUUUAUAUCGACAAGGACUUCGAGAUUCGUAGAGCAGGGCUAAAGCUUCAAGCUCAAGAAUGGGCUGGUCUCAAGCAAAGAGCCGACGCUGAGCUAUUAGUCUUUGUUGGAAGAUGGUCUAUGCAAAAAGGUAUCGACUUGAUCGCGGAUGUCUUACCUGGCGUGUUAGAGAGUCGAGAAAAUGUCCAGCUAAUUUGCAUCGGACCCCUCAUUGAUCUAUAUGGCAAAUUCGCCGCGUUGAAACUGGACCGAAUGAUGAAGCUUUACCCUGGCCGGGUGUGCUCCAAACCUCAUUUCACGGUCCUACCACACUUUAUCUUCUCUGGCGCAGAUUUUGCCCUGAUUCCGUCACGCGAUGAACCCUUUGGCCUGGUCGCUGUCGAAUUUGGUCGCAAGGGUGCCCUUGGCAUUGGGGCGAGAGUAGGGGGACUUGGACAGAUGCCUGGCUGGUGGUAUACGGUUGAGUCCACGACUACCUCCCACCUGUUAAAGCAGUUCAAAUUGGCCAUCGACAGUGCGUUAAACUCCAAGUACGAGGUGAGGGCGAUGAUGCGCGCAAGGUCUGCCAAGCAACGAUUCCCAGUCGCCCAGUGGGUCGAAGAUCUUGAGAUCUUACAGUCCACAUCGAUUCGAGUCCAUCAAAAGGAGCGAACUAAGUCACAUAGCCACUCUGCCGCUGCUGGUGCAUAUAAUGCCAUCUAUGGUAUGAUGACGCCGCAGGCUGCAUCAACAAGAUCGGGCGCAUCCACACCCCCAUUACAACCCUCAAGUCGCCCGGGUACUACGGGAUCAAUACAACGAAGUUCUAUAAUAUACAGUCAUGAAGCAAGCCCUGGGUUUGAGGAGAGACCUAGGUCGGGACUCAGUCGCCAGAUGUCUUUUACUCUUCGGCCGGUAUCUGGCACCGUGGAGCCUCGUAGUCGACGAGAGCUCGGGAAAGGAAGUGAUGACAGUGUCGGUAGAGCCUCUCCAGAGGCCGAAGAAGAUAGCGACGAUGAAAUGAUGGCCACUUGCUACGGCGAUGAUGAUUAUUCUAUGUCACCUGAAGGGGCAGUCUCAGGGAGAGCGCAAAUUCCCCAGCCUGCAGGUGUGGCCCUCACCAAAGAGGCUCUCUCGGCCCAACGCGCGAGUCAAAACUCCCUGUUGGCUCGAUGCACCAAUACGCCCUGUAGUUCAGCGGCGCCGAGUACUGUCGGGACAGAUGAAACCCUUGCUCCUCCAUCUCGCCCAUGGGCAGAGCCAGCAAACCGUCUCAGUAAUGCCUCAGUAUUGUCUGUCGAUUCGGUUGUUGGAGAAAAGAAAGACUUCAAACUUCAAAAAGUCGACCCAUUCUUCACCGACAGCAGUGGCGAGUACUAUAGGGUCUUUGAGAAAAAACUCGAGGAACUCAAUGGAGCGAACUCAGACACCCAACUAUGCAUUGAGAAAUACCUCGAGAAAAGCGAAAAAAAAUGGUUCAACAAAUUCCGUGAUGCACGCCUUGGCCUCAAUCAAGGAUCCCCAGCUGGCUCAGUGCAUCAGGGCAAACAAGGAACAUCCCCGGCUGGAUCAAUUACCAACGACGACGCGACAUCCCAUGAAAGUGGUGAGCGCGAGAGAAAAGAUGCCCAGCCGGACGAGUUCCUGCUUGGUGAUGACUACGUGCCACCCACCGGGUUGAAGAAAUGGAUGCAAAUGCGCAUCGGAGACUGGCCGGUGUAUUCUCUCUUCCUCGGACUAGGCCAGAUCAUUGCUGCAAAUUCCUACCAGAUUACCCUUCUCGCCGGAGAGGUCGGUCAGACCGCUACGAAACUAUACGGAAUCGCGACAGUCUACCUUGUCACAUCUGUUCUAUGGUGGCUUUUCUUUCGAUACUGCAAAUCGGUGCUCGUUCUGAGUGUGCCAUGGUUCCUAUACGGAAUGGCUUUUUUGAUCAUCGGAAUGGCACACUUUGAGCCCAAUCCACACACUCGCGGAUGGAUUCAAAACGUUGGAAGUAGUAUGUAUGCUGCUGCAUCAUCGAGCGGUUCUAUCUUCUUUGCCCUCAAUUUUGGCGAUGAAAGUGGUGCACCGGUCAAGCAGUGGGUGUUCCGUGCUUGUCUUAUACAGGGCACGCAGCAAGUCUAUGUCAUUGCUCUUUGGUACUGGGGUUCGACUUUGACUAAAGCUACCAAUGCGGGAAUUAUGGAUGUGCAGGCCAGAAUCACUAACACCUGGCGGAUGACAGCAAUAUGUGCACCAAUCACCCUUCUUCUGUGGGCAAUUGGCUUCAUCGUCUAUUUCGGCUUGCCCAACUACUAUCGCCAAACUCCUGGCAAAGUUCCCUCAUUCUACAAAUCCGUCUUCCGGCGCAAGAUUGUACUUUGGAACUGGGUGGUCGUCAUUAUCCAAAACUUCUUUUUGAGUGCCCCAUAUGGUCGAAACUGGAAUUUCCUCUGGAUUAGCCAGCACGCCAGCUCAUGGCAAAUCCUACUUCUCUGUGUUGCAUUCUUUGGCUUUGCCUGGAUAGCAAUUCUCUUCCUACUGGCUCGACUAUCCAAGUCCCAUAGUUGGAUCCUUCCAGUUCUCGCAUGUGGUCUGGGAGCUCCACGUUGGGCCCAAAUCUGGUGGGGUACAUCUGGUUCAGGCCUGUUCCUUCCCUGGGCUGGAAGUUAUACCUCGGGAGCUCUUAUAUCCCGCAGUCUUUGGCUCUGGCUUGGGGUCUUGGAUGCAUUACAAGGUCUCGGGUUUGGGAUGAUUCUGCUGCAAACACUGACACGUAUGCAUAUCUGCUUCACCCUUCUGGCGGCACAGGUCCUGGGCUCUCUGGCGACUAUUUGCGCAAGAGCCUUUGCACCAAACAACAUUGGACCAGGGCCUAUCUCGCCGGAUAUCACGGCUGGUGUGGGGGCGUUGGCUAACGCUUGGUUUUGGGUUGCUCUUUUAUUGCAGCUCUCGAUCUGUGGUGGCUUUCUUCUUUUCUUCCGAAGGGAGCAAUUAUCGAAGCCCUGA